Messenger RNA from Paraphaeosphaeria sporulosa, 1917 nucleotides. RefSeq lists its product as uncharacterized. NCBI's taxonomy places the organism in Eukaryota, Fungi, Ascomycota, Dothideomycetes, Pleosporales, Didymosphaeriaceae. The coding region runs from base 1 to 1917 and encodes 638 amino acids. The transcript has 3 exons. The record is from RefSeq and is a predicted model, not a curated record.
AUGGUUGCGUCUUUCCUUGUGGGCAUCGCACUAGCUUUUGGCCAGCACCUGCUCUACUCGUCUCUCCAUCACAAAGUCGAAGACGAUGAGGGCAAAAAGGUCAAAUAUGUCUUAUAUGGUCGUGCGCUUGCCUACUUCUCGAAAGUCGCGUUUGGAAUGUGCUGCAUACUGGUCUAUCGCCAACGCAUAUGGACUUCAUUUCGAAACAAAGCACUCACGGUGCUAACAAUCGAUCAACUGUUCCUGGGGACUGAGGAUCCGUCCCUCUUUUUGAACUGGGAAGCAAUAAGCCUGGCUCCCAGGCCAGUUUUGAUCGCUCUAGUCAUCUGGCUGAUACCUGUUGCAACAAUCAUCUUCAGUCCUGGUGCCCUAACUUUUGGCUGGUACUUUGAGGUUGAUAGCACUUCAUUGACGGUACCGACUCUCAAUUUUUCUGCAGAAUCAUCCAGUGACUGGCGCGUGCCCCUUAAAAUGAAAGACGGAACUACGAGAAAAUCACUGAUGUUCUACAACACCACGGAUGCCCUUGGUAAACAACCCGGUUUCUUCGAUUACUUCGACCAGCCGUCCACAGAUAUCACCCGAGUCACCCUUAUGAACGCGUUCAGUUUGACAGACACGUCCCUUAAUCGGGCCGAUGCACGGCAAGAUUCAUGUGGAGGAUCGUUCAAUUGUACUUACACCACAUCCUUCGUGGGACCUGGUUAUAAAUGUGAGCAGGUCGCCACGAGCUCAGCAGACAACGAUAAGCUAAAGGAAUUCGGUGCUCCCUUCAACACCAGCAAACUCAUUCCGGACGGCAAGAACGUGUAUUUCGCGGACGUUGAGGAAGGGGAUUACGCAAAACCACAGGAUCCGAGAAUCACCGCACAGGGAGGUGUUCCACCACUCGAGGUAAACCUCGAUGACAUAGGGAUCUUCAAGUCAGAGCCUGUGAUCUGGAUUGGGUACGCUGUUAACUCCACAGUACCGCUCGAUGGUAACUCUACGUUCAGAAGGAACUGGACGCACAAGUUUGACCAGCAUAUCUUCCGCUGCGUCCAUUACGAGACCAAAUACACCGUGAAAUGGAACUACACCGAACCAUUCUUCAAGACCGAGGUCUCUCAGGAGUUCCUCUCACCGGUUGUCAACACCACGUUCUCGCGGAAUGGGGAUGGUACACCAAAUUGGGAUACCCCUGUACCCGUGCAAAACUACGUUAGCCCUCGGGACACUGAACGCUACAAGAAGGUAGCAGCCUACCAUACGAUGGGCCAGUCUUUGCGUGGGUUCCUCAAAGGAUCGAUUGAGAUGGAUCCGCCAAUCCCAGGGCCCUCGUAUCCUCGGGUGUCCAGUGCUAUCGCACAAACGAGGCUGGUUAGCAACAGCACAAGCCUGCCAAUGAAGGACUUACCCGAACAACUGCAGGAUUUCUACACUAAGAUGGUGCUUUCGCUCUUCUCCGCGCCACAAAUGCUCGUCGUCGACCAUGAACGCGUCCUCGUCAACCGGACUCGAUUUCAGUCAACCUUCAUCUACAACCCCGAGAAGCUUUGGGCAUGCUACGCCCCCGUCAUCCUGGUGACCCUCAUCAUCUUGGUCAUAGGCGCUUGGAAUAUCGUCAAGGACGGCACGACGUUCUCCGUGGGCUUCUCACGCAUCAUGGUCACGACGCGCAACACGACUCUCGACGACAUCAGCCGCGGCGCUUGCUUAGGCAACGACCCAUUCCCACUAGAACUCAUGCACACGCGUCUCCAAUUUGGCGUGCUGAAUGACCAUACCGAAGACUACGUCGGUGUAGAAGCCCUACCAGGAAUCGGACACUGCGCUUUCGGGGUUCCCUCGGAGCUAUCGCCCAUCCGAAGGGGUCAGCCGUAUGCCGGGCUGGCCAAACGAGACGGAGCAGAGCUGGUGAAAGAGAAGGUCGAUUGA